Octopus bimaculoides (California two-spot octopus) is the source of this 496-nucleotide messenger RNA. RefSeq lists its product as uncharacterized. NCBI's taxonomy places the organism in Eukaryota, Metazoa, Mollusca, Cephalopoda, Octopoda, Octopodidae. The record is from RefSeq and is a predicted model, not a curated record.
UCAUUGACAUGUUUUUCGAUACUCACACUUUUUCUAAUCUGUUUGUCACCAGCAAAAUGUAGGGAACAGCUUGAUGAACAGUCAAUGAAGUUGGGGAGCAUAAAGGCUAAAGUUGGAGUUGAGAAAAAUUUAGCAGAUAUGCAAGACUGGAAGCCAUCUGAAUAUUGGAAAAGAGUUACCUGUAUCAUGGUGAUUCACGCCGGGAAUCAAAAUUACAUUAUGACUGCUGCUCAAUGCUCUGUGAAUAUUAUAAAAGUUGUGAGACGUGAUAUGUACGACCGCAACGGAGACUACGAAACUUUGGCCUUCAAGAAGGGACACAGCAGGUAUUCUGAUUGUGUUCGCACGCUGGAGUUUAUCCCCACAUCUUUGAAGAGGGUCUUAAACUCAAUUCAAAUGACUAUGUGAAGCUGCUGGGGACUGUGGUAAAUCUCUGGCUGGGGAGGGUUGCUGCUGGAAGGACACCUGUACAGCAGCAAGAUUCGGUUCCUUGCUA